CAUGAUAUUGAUAUUCUUCCACAGGGUGAUGCUACUGAAAUUGGAGAGAAGGUUUUUUAUUUCUUAUAUAAAUUUAUGUAUUUCAAAGGGCAUUAAUUUGUCUGGGGGACAAAAAGCUCGUAUCAGCUUAGCACGUUGUGUAUACCAAAACCCUGACAUUUACUUCCUCGAUGACCCUCUUUCUGCUGUUGACAGUCAGGUCGGAAAUGAAAUAUUCAAAGAGUUGUUUGGCCCAGAAGGCUUGUUAAGGCAUAAAACGCGUUUAUUAGUUACAAAUGAAUUGUCUUUUCUACCUUCUUCUGAUUUUAUUCUCAUCGUUAAAGACGGACGUGUCAUUUCCUCUGGUACUUAUACGGAAUUGUCGCAAAAUGGAACAUUGAAUCGUUUAUUUUAUGACGUCAAUCUGGAACGACUUAAAUCGACUACCACUUCGCAUACUUUGGACGAACAAAAUGAUAUGGACAAUGUUAGUGAUGAUACUGACGAAACAUUUAUGGAUGAAAAUGCUGCUGAUGUUGAGAAUUUGAUGGGUGCCUCUGUAAUGUCUACUGUUUCAACAAUUUUGGCAAAACGCAAAUAUAGUACUUCAACUUCUUAUAGAAGAAGAAGACCCACGAUGCGAGAAAGUUCUGAACCUUCUCUUGAUGUGCCAAUUAUGCGACAACUAACUGGAGUGGAGAAAGUUGAAACUGGACGGGUAAAACCUGCAGUGUAUUUGGGUUAUUUUCGUGCAAUGGGCUUUUGUCUUUCUGGUCUUUUCUUUUUGGGAAUGAUUCUCAGCACUUUGGCUUCAAUGUCUCGCAAUCUUUGGCUCACUGAAUGGUCUAAUGAUCAGUCUCCAACAGGACACCCUUCUAAUGAAUCGCAGCCUGUAUCUGUUAGAUUAGGCGUUUAUGCAGGAAUUGGAUUUUUAGAAGGUUUUUCUUUUCUUUUUAUAAAUAAUUUUAUUACAGUCUUUCUUAUGUUCUUCGGUAUGUCCUCUCUAUUGUUUGGAGGCGUUUCAGCAAGUAAGAAUCUACAUGCACCACUUUUGCAUGCCAUAUUUCGUGCACCAAUGUAUUUCUUCGACACGACUCCAUUUGGGCGAAUACUUAAUCGAAUCGGAAAAGAUAUUGAAACUAUUGACUUUUUGCUUCCUUAUAACGUGCAAUUUUUUGCUCAAUGUGUAUUACAGGUUCUUUCCACACUAAUUAUAAUUCUGAUCUCAACACCAAUGUUCGGUAUUGUUGUUAUCCCAUUGGCGAUUUUCUAUGUUUGUGUCUUGAAAUAUUAUAUUUCUACAUCUCGGCAGUUAAAAAGGCUGGAGUCGAUUACGCGUUCACCCAUUUAUUCACAUCUUAGCGAGUCAAUUAAUGGUGCUCCUACAAUUCGUGCAUAUGGACAAACCGAUCGUUUUUCCCGUAUAUUGCAACAGAAAGUUGAUGCGCAUGUUCAGUGUCGCUAUCUUAAUUAUGUGGCAAACCGAUGGCUCAGUAUCCGUUUAGAAUUCAUAGGCAAUUGUGUUGUACUUUUUGCUGCUUUCUUUGCAGCCAUUUCACGUGGUUCAAUAAGUGCUGGUGUGCUCGGACUUUCUGUUUCAUACUCAUUGAAUAUAACUUUUGUCCUAAAUUUUGCUGUACGCCAAAUCAGCAAGCUCGAAACCAACAUUGUUUCUGUUGAACGUGUUAACGAAUAUUCUAACACAAAGCCCGAAGCUGAAUGGAUUACCGAGCCCUCCAAAAGGCAGCCUCAGAAUUGGGCUAAUCAUGGGAAUAUAGAGUUUCGUGACUAUUCUACUCGAUAUAGAUCUGGACUUGAUUUGGUUAUCUACCAUUUGAAUGCACAAGUACAAGCAAGGGAACGAAUUGGCAUUGUGGGCAGAACUGGGGCCGGUAAGAGUUCAAUUACUCUUGCUCUUUUCCGUAUGGUUGAGCCUUGUUCUGGUACAAUCUUUAUUGAUGGUGUUGAUAUUACUGAUUUGGGACUUCAUGAUUUGCGUUCAGCCAUCACUAUAAUUCCGCAAGAUCCAAUUCUUUUUUCUGGCACUCUUCGUUUUAAUUUGGAUCCAUUCGAGCGGUAUACAGACCAAGAGAUUUGGACUGCGCUAGAGUUUGCAAGUCUGCAAGAAUUUGCAGCAGCACAACCAAACAAGCUUGAACAUGAAAUAACAGAAGGUGGAGAGAAUAUAAGUGUCGGUCAACGCCAAUUGGUUUGUCUAGCUCGUGCUUUGCUUCGUGCACCGCAUUCCCGUAUUUUGGUAUUAGAUGAAGCAACGGCUGCUGUUGAUGCUGACACUGACAUGCGAAUUCAACAGUCCAUUCGCGAGCAUUUUUCACAUUGCACAGUGUUAACUAUUGCACAUCGUCUGAAUACAAUACUUGAUUAUGAUCGAGUUUUAGUUAUGGAACAGGGCCGAGUUAAAGAAUUUGAUUCACCACAGACACUCCUUUCCAAUCCAGAUUCUGAAUUUUCAAAACAGGCAAAACAUGCAGGAAUACUUCCAUCUUCAUUGACUUCUGGCAUUUCUUUUUGA
This is a messenger RNA of Meloidogyne enterolobii, 2512 nucleotides long. The record is from the annotation of a GenBank genome assembly. NCBI's taxonomy places the organism in Eukaryota, Metazoa, Nematoda, Chromadorea, Rhabditida, Meloidogynidae.